Molecule: messenger RNA, 2921 nt
Organism: Pocillopora damicornis (cauliflower coral)
Lineage: Eukaryota; Metazoa; Cnidaria; Anthozoa; Scleractinia; Pocilloporidae
Product: solute carrier family 9 member D1
Biological process (GO): proton transmembrane transport; potassium ion transmembrane transport
Cellular component (GO): membrane
Molecular function (GO): potassium:proton antiporter activity
Source: RefSeq, a predicted model, not a curated record
AUGGCGGAUGAGGAUGACAGAAGAGUACACAUUUGUGUCUUGGAAACCUGAAAUAUUCAUUCAAGAAUGUCUUUAUAUCGGCUUUUUAUAGGUUUCAGUAACAAAAUACAUCAGCUUGAUUUCUUACUCAGGACAGUCAAAGUUAAGAAUCUGGUACGAUGCGGCUGAGAAGUAUUAUCAUCGAUCACUUGGCGGUGUUUGGGAUAUUACUCCUUGCAGUCAGAGUUACCGGUGACGCAGCGAGAAGCACCUUUGCAGCUAUCUCCAAAGAUGACCUCACUCGCUGGAAUCCUUCAACUUGCCAGUAUGUAAGCCAUCUAUUCAAGGCGAAGCAAAGGGUGGUAAACAAGUUAGGUAAUAUACUGGGGAGUAAAAUUCCGAAAAAACGUCAAGAACUCACGAACGCUCAAGUAAAAGCGAUAACAAUCUUUAAGAACGAGCUGAACGUUACAGAAAGAGCAGUUUUUGAUGCAAUUAAUGGCUUGAGAAAACUACUACUGGAGGAUUAUAAGUCUGUAGUCCACAUGAAAGAAGCUAUAAAACAACGACUGGAAGCACUCAAACUUUUGGCUUUACAACAAGAAGAUCAAUUUAAUGCAAUCAGCGAAGCAGAAAAAGAAUUUUUUUCUGCUAGUAAACAUGCAGAUUUGCAGGCCAAUGGCACACGUAUGGAGAAAAUUAUUGAGGGUAUUUUAGAUGAUGUUUCAUUUGCAGCUGAUAAACUUGAAAAUGAACUUGACGAGAAAACGUUUGAGAAAACAAGAAAUGCUAAAGGGGCAUCAAUUGAAGCCGUUGUGAGACUGAAUGUGGAUGAAGAAAGGCAAGACAGUGAUAAUGAGACAUUGGAGGCUGAGCCUGGUAAUGAAAAUGAAAUGAGUAUUCUUGUUGAUUCUCAAAGCAAUCAGUUUGUUUUAGCCAAAGCUAAAGAUGCAACUGUUCCACAUGAAGAUGUCCACUUCAUCAAAGAUAUUAUCUAUAUACUGGUUUUGUCAUUCUCUGGAUCCUGUAUUUGUACACUGGUUCAGCUGCCAACAAUGUUUGCAUUUGUAAUUAGCGGUAUGCUUCUAGGACCAUCUGGAUUAAAUAUGAUCAAGACAGUUGUGCAGGUGGAGACACUCGGUGAAUUUGGGGUCUUUUUCAUUCUGUUUGCAGUUGGCAUGGAAUUUUCUCCAGACAGAAUAAAAAGGGUAUGGAAAGUGGCAGUUGGUGGAAGUUCUUUAAUCAUGGCACUGAUGAUUGUCUUUGGUAUUUUUUGGGGAAUUUGUUUUGGAAUUCUCCCCAGGCAGAGUGCAUUUGUAGCAGCAUGUCUCUCUCUUUCCAGUACACCACUUGUGGCAAAAUUUGUGGAUAGCAAGAAUAGAGAUACUUCUUCGAAAGAACACACUAAUGGAGAUGGUGACUACACCAGUUCUCUGUUAGGAAUUCUUGUCAUGCAAGAUGUGCAUUUGGGGUUGUUAGUUGCACUACUUCCUGCACUCGCAGGCCAUGGGAAAUCAGCAAAUACCAAAGCUAGCACUAGUGCAGUGCACAACAUCAUCAGUGGGCAUGACAGUGGAAAUUCAGAUGACUUUACAAACACCAUAGUGAUGUUGUUUGAGGUGUUGCUUUCCUUUGUCAUCCUCAUGUUUGUGUGUUUCGUGAUUUCUAAAGUUAUUGGACCAAUAUUAAGACUUAUCAAAGACAGCGGAAGUAAAGAACUGCUGCUUUUAGCGACUGUUUCAACAGCCUUUUCUCUGUUGAUGCUGUCAGAACAUUUAGGAAUCUCCAUGGAGCUGGGCUGUUUUGUGGCUGGUGUUGUGUUGAGCUCAAACGGAGAACAUCUUGUUCAUCAGGUCAGCAUCAAUAUUCUCCUUACUGAUCGUAACACAUUUCUUGUAGUUAAUCUGAGAAUUUGCUUUAAAUCCUUGUUUUUAUUCCAGUUCGUUGUUUCUGUAUUUGUUCUUCGGAUGUUUUUAUGUGAGUCACGAAGCACAAAAUACAUCGUUGCUGCGGGACUCGCUCAAGUCAGUGAAUUCUCGUUCGUUUUGGGAAGCCGAGCAAGGAGGUUUCAUCUCAUUUCUAGAGAGGUUUAUCUGAUCAUCCUCAGUGUCACAACAAUUAGCCUCCUUCUUGCUCCUUUGUUGUGGAGAAUUUCCUUGUGGAAAUUUGGAAGCAGAAAACUAUGGAUGAGUUCCGGCUCAGAGCGGACAAGUAAACGAGCUGCCAGAACAGUCUAAUGUCAUGGUAGUGUUUAUACGAAACUUCUUAAGCUUGAGCCCGACAGGAAGGGAAGAGAGAAACCUCGUUCAAAGUGCGUUUGUAAUGCGACUUGCCCGCGUUUGCAAACUAGGCUACAGCUUCCAUAUUUUCGAAGAUUCCAAUAAGUAUUUAUAAAAUCAAAACUAACAGAUCCUAUAUAAAUAUAAACGUUGAAUAAUAUACUGAAAUUUAUUAUUUUUGAUUAUCGAAAUAGCUGAUGCAUGAAUAUAUGACCAGCCUAUAAAAUUGAUCGAUAGUCCACAAGAUGAGAAAUAUUAAAUUCUGCUCCGAUUGUUAGUUUUAUUUGCAUAAUCCCAUUAUAUCUUCAGCGUAAUUUAUUUGAAAAAAAGUUUUAAAAAGGGCGUUAUUUGGAAUCAGUUUUUUGAUACAGUCAGAUAGAAAAUGUCUUUAAUUGUUUACAAGAAUGGUUUUACCGGAUUUCCUAGACUUUCAAAUUUUCAAACAUGGGAGAAUGGGGAUAGUCAUUACCCCGGGGAAUUUUUUUGGCUGAUUUUUCGUAGAGCCAUGGAAACGACUUAUUUCUAACUUAACGAAGGCAGCAUACUUUGAACUCAAUGAUUCUGUAAACCUUCGGGGGAAAAAACAUGUGUAGAAACUAUUUAUGAAAAUACUAAAUAAAUGGUGUUGACUGAUGGUAAACGAGUUCAGUCAAGGGAUUAUAA